This is a messenger RNA of Taeniopygia guttata (zebra finch), 2361 nucleotides long. Lineage: Eukaryota; Metazoa; Chordata; Aves; Passeriformes; Estrildidae. The record is from RefSeq and is a predicted model, not a curated record.
AUUAAUAGAAUAGGAUAGAUACAGGAUAAAAUAAAAUUAAAUGAAUAGAAGAGAAGAGAACAAAACCCAAGACCGCAAUGCAAUAAACGCCGCGCUGUUUCUCUUGCAGAGCCUCCCCGUGCCCGGGGCUCCAUCGCCAUGUCCUGCUUCCCGCAGCUGCGGCGCUCCCGCCCCGCGGAGCCCCCGGCCAGCCCCGGGGACCCUCCCUCCAGCCCCGCCGAGUCCCCGAACCGCCCCGGGGCCGCCUCCCCGGUGUCCCUGAGCCCCACAUCGGUGUCCCUGAGCCCCACGUCGCUGCCCCUGAGCCCCACGUCGCUGCCCCUGAGCCCCACGUCGCUGCCCCCGGGCAAGCGCGGCCGCUCGCCGCUGGGCUCGCCGCUGGGCUCGCCCAAGCCCGCCUCGCCGGUGGAGUGCUCCAUCUGCUUCACCUCCUACGACAACUCCUUCAAGACGCCGAAGCUGCUGCAGUGCUCGCACGUGUUCUGCCUGGAGUGCGUGGCGCGGCUGAGCGCGGCGCUGGCCGCGGGCCAGGAGGCGCUGCCCUGUCCCUUCUGCCGCCAGCCCACCUGCCUGCCCCGGCAGGGCGCGCCCGGGCUGGCCACCAGCCGCGAGCUGCUGGCCACGCUGCCGCCCGAGCUGCAGGAGCGGCAGCUCUGGAUGGACGGCACCCGCCUCUGCUGCCGCCGCGCCUCGGCCGACGCCGAGAACCCGGACUCGUGCGACUCCAUCGACGUGGCCAUGGCCAAGGCCGAGAGCGCCGAGGGCCCCGGCGGGCUGGCGGGGCGGCUGUCGCGAUGCGACAUCUGCGACGAUUGGAAGCGCAUCGUGCUGCUCUCGGCGCUGCUCAUCAUCCUCUUCUGCAUCAUCCUGUGGCCCGUGCAGUGCGCGCUGAAAACCGGCAACCUGCGCUGCUUCGCGCGGGCCACCGGCCGGCCCGAGCUGCUGGUCCCCAAGGCCACCGCGGCCCGGCCACACGGCCACCCUUCCACUAGGGAUCGGGCAAGAUGGCGGCUGCCGUCCUGACAGGGGCCUGCGACAAAAUCCCCAUUCUGGCAGUGCCAGAGCCUCUGGAUCUGCUCAGGAAUGAAGAACAGGGAUGGCAGCUGCUGUCUUGACAGGACCUGGGACAAAAUCCCCGUUCCACCAGGAGUUCCUGAAUCUGCUCUGGGAUGGGGGACAAGGGACAGGACAAAAACCUUUCCUGGAUCUGCUCCAUCCCCAGCGCGGCGGUGCCAAGCAGGACCCGCUGCAUUCCUGGCAUUGCCGGCAGAUCCCACAUCCCACUCACCGCACUCCCGUGCCUCUGGAAUGUCCCCGUGCCUCUGGAAUGUCCUUCCUGUGCCUCUGGAAUGUUCCCGUGCCUCUGGAACCUUCCUGUGCCUCUGGAUUGUCCUUCCCGUGCCUCUGGAAUGUCCCCGCGUCCCGCUGCCCGGCUCUUCAUGGAAUUCAGGCUCUCCAUGGAAUGCAGGGCUGGGAAUGCUCCGGGAGCUUCCCAGGAUCCCCCGUUCCUCCCGUUCCUGAGGGAAUAAAGGGAUCCCCCGCCCGGAGCAGCUCCGGGAUUAUUCCCGUGAGGAGCUGGGAUGGAGAGGGCUGGAUGAAGAGAUGGGAAACACCCAGAAUUCCAGAAGCUGGGAGGGUGGACCACGAGUUCCAGAGGCUGGGAAGGUGAAACACCAGAAUUACAAAGGCUGGGAAGGGGAAACCCAAAUUCCAGAGGUUGGGAAGGGGAAACACCAGAAUUCCAGAGGCUGGGAAGGGGAAACCCAAAUUCCAGAGGCUGGGAAGGGGAAACACCAGAAUUCCAGAGUCUGGGAAGGGGAAACACCAAAAUUACAGAGUCUGGGAGGGUGAAUCCCAAAUUCCAGAGGUUGGGAAGGUGAAUCUCGAAUUCCAGAGGCUGGGAAGGGGAAACACCAGAAUUCCAGAGGCUGGGAGGUUCCCCGGUGCUGAGGGAAUAAAAGAGACAAGGGGGGAAAAGCAGAGACUCCCACGAGCUGAAACCACAGCGGAGGUGAAGGAAAGACACAAAAAUCCUGCAAAACCCUGGGAUUGGGGCUGGAAUUCCUGGAAAAACCAAAUUUAGGAGACUUCACUCUUCUCUGCCCAGCAAACAGCACCAGGAAAAGUAGGAUUUUCCUCUAUCCUAGGGGGGAAAAAAAGGAAAAAAAAGAAGCAGCAGGUCACUUUAAAAACCUCUUUAAUCGUUUCCAAACUUUAUUUCUGGGUGAUUCGACGAAAGACACGAGUUAGUAAUGGUUACAUCAUGCUGCUUCCUCUCCUGCCCAUCCCAACUCAGCCAGGAAUCCACCCUCUCCAUGGACAGCUCAGGGGUUUUAAAUUAAAAAAAAAAAAAAAAAAAAA